UAUCUGCAUGACAACGGCAUAACACAUAGGGAUUUGAAGCUAGAAAACAUAUUGCUGUCAGGGAGGUCGAACAGGAGUCUAAUCAAAAUAACAGACUUUGGUCUGUCAAAAUUGGUUGAUGGGAACACAGUGUUGCGGACAUUCUGCGGAACUCGUCCGUACAUGGCUCCAGAAGUGCUGCUAACUGCCGGCAUCGGCACCUACACGUCAGCGGUCGACAUAUGGUCGCUUGGCGUGAUUUUAUACGCGUGCCUGGUCGGCUAUCCUCCCUUUACCGAAGAGCGAAAAGAUUACGACUUACAAGAACAGAUACUUGGUGGACGUUAUGAUUUUCCGGAUGAAUAUUGGAGUGGAAUCAGCGCAUCAGCUAAGGAUCUAGUGCGAAGGCUGCUCUGUGUCAAUCCCACGGAGCGAAUUUCACUAAAUGCUGCUUUAGCGCACCCGUGGUUGUCAGACGCAACGAUUCGCAGCCAGUUAUCGGACCUCGUGGAGACGGCGGGUUAUCCCACCUUAGCGGCCCGUGUUCUGAACCACCACGACCACUUCUCGCCUGUAAGAAACAACAGCGACUCGGCCACAGUUAGUCUUGAUGGUGGUAGCCGUGAGGAGGACACAACCAAGGUCGAAUCAAAAGCUGUCACAUUAAACCUUCAGAGGAGGUCGGUCAACGAAGUUCUCACAGAUGGUUCUCCAGCCAAACGCACGAAAUGUGUCCUGAUGGAGCAUUGA
This is a messenger RNA of Mesocestoides corti, 729 nucleotides long. The record is from the annotation of a GenBank genome assembly. NCBI's taxonomy places the organism in Eukaryota, Metazoa, Platyhelminthes, Cestoda, Cyclophyllidea, Mesocestoididae.